AUGUUAGAUGGUAUAGUGCAAAGGGCAAAUCAACACAUUGAGGAAAAAUCAAGGGAAUGGGAGAAGUCUGUACAGUACCAACCAACAAAUAAUAUAGAAUUAAAAGCUGUAUUUGGGCUGCUGUAUUUAGGAGGCGUUUUUAGAAAUAACCAUCGUUUGCUAAGACAUUUCUGGAAAACUGACGGGACAGACAUAGAAGUAUUUCGAAUAACUAUGUCUCAAAGACGGUUCGAAUUUUUGCUCACAUGCCUGCGAUUUGACAAUAAAGCAGAUCGCGCAUGUAGACGUGAAAUCGACAAGCUGGCGUCUAUACGAAGUAUAGUAGAAAAAUUUGUUUCCAAUUGUCAAAAUGCCUAUACGCCAGGCCAAUUCUUAACUGUGGAUGAAAAAUUAGAGGCUUUUGUUGGGGGAUGUCCGUUUAGACAGUAUAUGCCCAAUAUGCCGGCCAAAUACGGCAUCAAGGUUCAUGCUUUGGUGGAUGCCAGAACAUAUUAUCCUUUUGCUGUAAAUAAUACUCCAACGGCUAUAGUAGAACGGCACUGGUAG
Molecule: messenger RNA, 546 nt
Organism: Onthophagus taurus
Lineage: Eukaryota; Metazoa; Arthropoda; Insecta; Coleoptera; Scarabaeidae
Source: RefSeq, a predicted model, not a curated record